Messenger RNA from Morone saxatilis (striped sea-bass), 2049 nucleotides. RefSeq names its product high-affinity choline transporter 1-like. Gene Ontology annotation, molecular function: choline:sodium symporter activity. The record is from RefSeq and is a predicted model, not a curated record. The transcript has 8 exons. Lineage: Eukaryota; Metazoa; Chordata; Actinopteri; Moronidae. Bases 16 to 1698 code for a protein of 560 amino acids. Gene Ontology annotation, cellular component: plasma membrane. Gene Ontology annotation, biological process: choline transport; transmembrane transport; acetylcholine biosynthetic process.
UCCACAGUUACCAGUAUGGCACUGAACAUCCCAGGUGUGGUUGCCGUGGUGCUGUUCUAUAUCCUGAUCCUGGGGACAGGGGUGUGGGCCGCCCGAAAGUCCAGGAAGGCUGAGAGGAAGAGCCAUGGAGACAGGACUGAAGUGGUGCUCCUCGGAGACAGGAAUAUCAGUUUACUAGUUGGGAUUUUUACCAUGACUGCUACGUGGGUCGGGGGAGGUUUUAUCCUGGGUGUUGCUGAGGCGGUGUACACUCCUAAAAUGGGCCUAAUAUGGGCUCUUAUGCCUAUACAAUACUCAGUGUCCUUCAUAAUAGGUGGUCUUUUCUUUGCCAAACCAAUGAGGGACAAGAAGUACGUCACCAUGAUGGACCCAUUCCAGAUAAAGUAUGGCAACGCACUUAGUGGUGCUCUAGUGCUGCCCUCUCUGCUGGUGGAUGUGCUGUGGGUGUCCUGCACUCUGCUUGGCUUAGGAGCAACUAUGAGUGUUAUACUUGACUUGCCCUAUGCCUAUUCUGCUUGGAUCUCAUCAGCUGUGGCCAUUAUCUACACUCUGUUAGGAGGCCUUUACUCAGUGGCCUACACUGACGUCAUCCAGCUCUCUCUAGCUUUCCUCAGUUUGUGGUUGUGUAUUCCCUUCCUGCUGCUCAACCCCAUAUCUACAAACAUUGCCCACACUGCUUUCAACCACACGUUCCAAGAACCUUGGCUCGGCACUCUGGAGCAGGAGAACGUCUGGAAGUGGAUUGAUGACUUCUUAAUGCUUGGGCUUGGCAGUGUUUCAUUUCAAAGCUUCCACCAGAGGACGCUGUCUGCCUCCUCACCACUAACAGCCCAGUUAACGUGCUAUGCUGCUGCCCUUGUCAUUGCCAUACUGGGAAUCCCCCCAGUCUUGGUUGGGGCUGUCGCUGCCUCCACAGACUGGAACCUAACGCUGUACGGCUCUCCAUCUCCAUAUGACCGUGGGGAGUAUAGUUUGGUCCUGCCCCUGACCCUACAAAACCUCACUCCAUCUUACAUCUCAAUCAUUGGAAUUGGAGCUGUGGCCGCUGCCGUCAUGUCAUCCACAGACUCUGGCCUGUUGUCUGCAACUUCUGUGUUCUCUUCAAACAUCUACAAGAACAUCCUGCGUAAACAGGCAUCAGACUAUGAAAUGCAAUGGGUGAUUCGGCUCACAGUUGUGGUGGUGGGUCUGGUUGGGACAUCCAUUACGUUCUACACCAACAGCACCCUGGUCCUCUGGAUUCUUGGAGCAGACGUCUCCUACACCCUUAUGUUCCCCCAUCUGGUGUCUGUGCUCUUCUUCAAAGUGACAAAUGGUUACGGUGCCAUGGUGGGUUACAUCAUAGGGCUGAGUGUGAGGAUUUUGUUGGGAGAGAACGCUCUAGGUCUUCCUGUUGUUCUUCAUCUUCCCGGUUGCAAAUUGGAAGAUGGCGUCUACGUCCAAAAGUCCCCUGUCAGGACAGUGUCCAUGCUCUGCACUUUGGCAACCAUCUUAGUUUUUUCCUCACUGGCUUUUUUUAUGUUCAACCACGGCCUGUUGCCGGAGAGAUGGGACAUUUUCAAAGUAAAACGCAAUGUUAUUGCACCACCAACGGAUGGCGUCACACAGAAUCUCCAAAACGAAGCUGAAAGUGAUGCAGAGUGUGACGAGAACAGAAAUGGUGUUGCCUUACAGCCAAUGUUACAGACUGGAUCCUAAAUGUUUGUCUUUUCUUUUGUAAAGUUGCCGGCCUGAAUUGUAUUAUGAUCUUAAUAAGUAUGUAUAUUUAGAGAAAUUGCAAAUGUGCUUUCAUUUUAAGUUGCUAACUGCUCAUUGGGGUAUUUUACACUUUUACUUUCAUUACUGUAUGUUGGUGAAAAUAUUGUUAUUUGGAACCACAUUACACAAACAAGUAUUCAUCUAAAAAACAGUACAUUAUUCAAACUAUAAAAGCUAAUAUACUUUCAAAAGUAAAUAAUGGUUAAAUGGAUGAAUAAUAUAGUAUUAUAACAUGAUAAUAACCAGUUUAGAUAUCGCUAGUCAUAGCUCAAAUUCCCAUUGCUUUGAGCU